AUGUUGCUGAAUCAAACCUUCGGGAAUGCCUUGAUCGAUCAACGACCGGAUCGAAGCCAGAGACCUAGAGGCUCCGGAGUCCGCGAUCCACUCGACAUCGAAGAUGGAAAGUGCAGACUACCACAUGGCUUUGCCUUAUCUACAGACUCUGGCACAAUCAACGACGACAGAGCGGCAACUGAUGCAAAGAAUGCCUUGAAAGGAUACAUGCUAAAGGCUUUGCCUAUUGAUGACGUGCUGGUCCUUGACGCCUCGGCUCCUCGAAAGCUUCUAGCGAGCAGCGUGGCCACGGCAGCCUUGGCGGGGGCUUUUGCAGGUGAAGCCUUUGACUCCGCCUUACCCUUUGGUGCUCCUUCAUGCAAGAACGGACAUGUGUCACCUUGA
This is a messenger RNA of Durusdinium trenchii, 384 nucleotides long. The record is from the annotation of a GenBank genome assembly. Lineage: Eukaryota; Dinophyceae; Suessiales; Symbiodiniaceae.